Messenger RNA from Juglans regia (Persian walnut), 1265 nucleotides. RefSeq lists its product as uncharacterized. Bases 592 to 1161 code for a protein of 189 amino acids. The transcript is spliced from 2 exons. The record is from RefSeq and is a predicted model, not a curated record. NCBI's taxonomy places the organism in Eukaryota, Viridiplantae, Streptophyta, Magnoliopsida, Fagales, Juglandaceae.
GAGUAUUGAUCAUAUGGAAGAUGAAGAUUAUUUUGAUCACGAGGAGUAUAUGAUACAAGCAAUGGACCUACAUAGACAACAACAUGCAGCCGAGAGAGCAUCUGCUUCACAUCGUCGUAAUUCUCAACCUCGCAUGUUCAUCAGACGUAAUCCAUUGGAAGGUCAUGAGCGCCUUUGGAAUGAUUACUUUGCUGAGCCGUCAAUAUAUCCGCCAAACGUUUUUAGGAGGAGGUUUCGAAUGCAUCGUAAUCUUUUUUUACGCAUACAUUCUGCAGUUGAAGGUCACGACGAUUAUUUUGUCCAAAAAAGAGAUGCCAGUGGGAGACUUGGAUUGUCCUCCCUUCAAAAGAUAACUGCAGCAAUUAGGAUGCUUGCAUAUGGGGUUACGGCAGAUCUUAUGGACGAGUAUGUAAGAAUUGGAGAAAGCACCGCACGGUUGAGUAUGAAGAAAUUUGUAAAGGCGAUCGUGUCAAUUUUUGGGGGUGAGUACUUGAGGUCUCCAACCAACAGUGAUAUAUCGAGGUUACUAGAAGUCGGACAAAACCGUGGGUUUCCAGUAAUGUUGGGUAGCAUUGAUUGUAUGCAUUGGAAAUGGAAGAACUGUCCUUGUGCUUAGAAAGGUCUCAUAAUGACAUCAAUAUACUCGAUCGAUCUUCUGUUUUUACUACGUUGGCCAAAGGUCAUGCUCCUCCGUGCAACUACACAAUCAAUGGUCACGAAUACACAAUGGGAUAUUAUCUUGCUGAUGGUAUAUAUCCUUCAUGUGCAACAUUAGUGAAGACAAUUCCUGCUCCACAUGGAAAAAAGAAAAAACAUUUUGCUGCUUGUCAGGAGUCUGCAAGGAAAGAUAUGGAGCGAGCCUUCGGAGUACUCCAAGCUAGAUUCGUAAUUGUGUGUGGACCUGUUAGGUAUUUUCAGCCCCGAGUUCUAAAAGACAUUAUGUACACAUGCAUUAUCUUGCACAAUAUGAUCGUUGAAGAUGAGCAUCAUCAAUAUCUCGGGACUGACCAGUUUAUUUACAAAUCCAAUGAUGAUACUCCACAUGAGCCAAUUUCACGCGAUAAUAUACCUGAAUUCAGGGAGUUCAUUACGCAACAUCAUCAAAUUAGAGAUAGAGGCACUCAUUCUCAACUCCAAGCUGACCUUAUCGAGCAUUUAUGAAUUUGCAUAGCCAUUCAUAAUUUACGAGUUAUGAAGUUUAUUGUCGUUGUUUAUUGUCGAGUAUUUGUGGAAUAUGCAUGGAGUUCAUUGUUGUUGUUUAUGAC